UCUGUUCUCUCAACGGAAUAAAGCCACCGAGUUAACGGACGUAAAACUCUGCAUACGAAAACAUUAGGAGCUAAAACAUCUUCUGAUACGACAUAUUUUUUUCAGUUUUUAUUUAUUUAUUUGAAUGAACGUCAAUCAAGAGAAGAAAUGUCAAUGACGCAUCGACUUUUCGUCUUAAUAGUAUUAGUCUCGACUUCAGCUGUAAUAGCCACAACCUCUGAGGCUCUCAACACAACCACAUCUAUGACAACAAAUUACAAUUCCACAGGCAGUAUUGCCUUGUCACCGAGACAGAUUGAGGAAGUUUCAUCUACCACAAACAUCACAACGAUACACACUCAAACAUCGACAGAGGGAAUGACUACUAAUUCAAAUUUUAUCACAAAAUCCACAAAUCCCAGUCAUUUCACAACUAGCACAAACAAUGUUAUUUCUACUGUUAUUGGUGGACCAACAAGCAUUCCAUCUUGGAGCACAGCCACAGUAUUCCCAAGCAAUGUCACGACUCCAGUCAUACCAACGCAUGGUGGUAAUGUCACAUCUAUACCUUUUUCCACUCAAAGCAACGUGACAAGCUCAUCCACAAUAUCUCCAGAAAAUGCCACAAUUUCAUCAGUGAGUACUCCAGGGAAUGCAUCAAUUCCGCCCCUAACUACAUCAGGCCAUGCCACACCUACACCUACAACUGUAACAACAGCAGCCAACACCUCAAGUCCACCUGUAUCUACACCAGGGAAUGUUACAAACCAUCCUGUAACUGCACCAGGAACUGCCACAAAUCCUCCAGUAAAUACAGGCAGUGCCACAACUUCUUUUCCUGUGCCAGUGAACAGCACAACUUCAUUCCUAACAACAAGAGGCAAUACCACUAGUCCUCCUUUUAGUACAUUAGGCAACACAACAGCAACAAUUUCAACACCAGGCAGUGCCACUACUGCACCCCAAAUUACAGGAGGAAAUUCAACAAUUACAGCAGGCAAUGCAACUACAACACCAAGCAAUGCCACAACUGCACCUAUAACUACCCUAAGCAAUGGCACAUUUCCACCAUUAACCACACAUGUUUCAAUUCUUACUACACUUGGGAAUGCCACAGUUCCACCUGUAACAACAACAGGCAACAGCACAAUGUCAGCUCUGACUACACCAGGCAAUUUCACAGCUCCACCUCAACCUUCACAAGGACCAACAAGCAUUCCAUUUUGGAGCACAGCCACAGUAUUCCCAAGCAAUGUCACGACUCCAGUCAUACCAACGCAUGGUGGUAAUGUCACAUCUAUACCUUUUUCCACUCAAAGCAACGUGACAAGCUCAUCCACAAUAUCUCCAGGAAAUGCCACAAUUUCAUCAGUGAGUACUCCAGGGAAUGCCUCAAUUCCACCCCUAACUACAUCAGGCCAUGCCACACCUCCACCUACAACUGUAAUAACAGCAGCCAACACCACAAGUCCACCUGUAUCUACACCAGGGAAUGUUACAAACCAUCCUGUAACCGCACCAGGAACUGCCACAAAUCCUCCAGUAACUACAGGCAGUGCCACAACUUCUUUUCCUGUGCCAGUGAACAGCACAACUUCAUUCCUAACAACAAGAGCUACCUGUCCUGCAGUGCCCUGCUCACCCCUCAGUGUUUGUGUGAAUUCCACCUGUCAGUGUCUGGCAGGAACAUAUCUUUUAAAUAAUUCCUGUGUAGAAACUAAAACCUUCCCCAGUACACUUCGGGUGAACCGCACUUUUGAAAAUGCUAUGAAGAAUCCCCAAUCACACGAAUUCCGGCAAACUGCUAAUGAGAUCAUUUCUGCGGUAAAUAUAGCUCUGCAUAACCAGCCAAACUACAUAAGCAGCACUGUCCUUAGGUUAAUGCCUGGCAGUGUGGUGGCCUCAGUAAACAGUUUUUUUGAGCUCAAUUCUCAAGCCACCCAGGAUUCGGUUAUAGCGGCCAUGGAUACUGCUAUAAAAGAGUGCAAGGACUGUGGAAUUCUUGCUAAUGCUACAUAUAUGAAAACUGAUCUGUGUCAGCAGGAGCCUUCUCCUUGUGAUCUUGACACUACAGAAUGUGCAUUUAGAGAAGGUCUUGCUGAAUGUCCCUGCAAAAUGGGCCAUGUACCCAGCCCUUACCAGAGGAAGAGCUGUACAGUCUGCCCCAGUGGAAAGAAAGCACAAGGAGAAAAAUGUGUUCCAUGUCCAUUUGGCUAUUCUGGAUUCAACUGUGAUGACUCCACUUUGAUUGCUCUAGUGGUGGUGGCAUGUGUGUUAGGGGGAGUUCUGCUCAUUGUGAUUUUGGCUGUGCUCAUCUACCUCUGUGUGACUCAUCGCUGGAAAAAGUCUAAGGAACAUGUGUACAACACCCCAAACCCUGCUGAGGAGUUCACGUCCACAUGGUCCUCUCCGGGCAUAAUUUCUAUUCCUCGUGCCACUGUCAGUGCCAGCAAUGAUGCCAAUGACACAACUUUGGAAAUGACUGAGGGGGCAGGCAAAAGGAAUAGCCAUAGUAACGGAUUGGCAGGUUCAUAUGACCUCGCUACAGAUGGCCUGAGGACCUUUAAGGGAGAAUACCCCUCACGCUACUCUUAUUUGGUGGGUCAUGAAAACCCCUACUUUCUGGCAGAAGACAAAAAGAGAACCACAUGAAGAAAGUAGCAGAGGGGCGGGAUAGGGUACAAGUGUUUAAGAGCAAAGUUAUGGAAAAGAGUAAUAUAACAACAUUAUAAGAAUGAUUUGGAUCAAAAAUAAGAAGUCCCCCUGGUUCAGGAAAUUUAAAACUGUGAAAACCCUUUGGCUGAUCACAGAUGCAAAGAACACACACAAGUGGCAUUUGAGAGAUCCAUCAUUUUAAACCUUUUUUACAUUUUUGUUUCCUUUUAAAAAUUUUAAAUGACUCACCCAUGAUAAAAUGCUCACUUCUUGAAGUGCAUUAAUGAUUGGGUUACUUAUACAAACCAUGCACUGACUCAACUGUCACACAAUACAACAAAACAAUGACGUCUUAAUUAUGAUAAUGAGUGUACUGGACAUUGAUCAAACAUUCACCUGUUGAUAUUUGCAUUCAUUGUUUUCAUUUGUUACCAUGUUUCAUCUGCAAAUGUUUUGUUCAUGCACCAAUUAGGGUCAUUAUCUUUCAGAAGAAUGUAAUAUUGAACAACAUUUCAAUUUUUAAACAAAAUAUAUAAUAUUAUAAAUGAUUUAAUGUUAAACCAAAUUUCAACAUGUGUUACUGUAUUUAACUAACAUGUGGUAGCAAUAAGGGAUGAGCACAUGAUGCAAUCCAGAAUACCAACAUUUUAAUAGCAUCUAAUCCCCACUUAUUUUAACUGCACAUUUCAAUAGAGAGCAUCUCAAAUCUUAUGUUUGUGUGUGUGCAUCCGUUUAUACCUUUAAGCUAUGAUUAUAUCUAUUCGAAAUGUCUGAUACUCUCAAUUAUGAAUUAUUGGUUGAUAUUAAUUUUCACAAAGAAUUAUUAUUCUUUUUCAAUCAGGACAAUUCAUGCCAUCUGAAAUGUAUCUCUGUGCCUGACUUCGAUGCUGUCGUUUGAAUGGGAGAAUGCAAUAAAGGAGAGCUUUUAAAAUGUAUUAUGCAAAAUUCUGUAGUUGUGCCAAUGAUCAUAUUUAUUCAAAUCAGAACAUGAAGAUGUUUACGCAACUCUAUUUGGUUCAUAUAUACUUAAUUAUGUUUACUGAACUACUUUCUGUACAUAAGGCUUUUGUAAAAAUAAUAAUAAUAAUAAAAACUCUUCGUAGACAAAGUGAUUCAUCUUAUUCUGUAUUUAAAAACAAAUACAUUAUUAUAAAGAUGUAGUUAUCGUACAUUUGUCCAGUUGUUCUUCUUUUUAUGCCUAUACACAUGCAUAUGCACCUUCUUUCUUUCUUUCUUUCUUUCUUUCUUUUUUCUUUCUUUCUUUCUUUCUGUAUUCAACAAAAUCA
Molecule: messenger RNA, 3920 nt
Organism: Xyrauchen texanus (razorback sucker)
Lineage: Eukaryota; Metazoa; Chordata; Actinopteri; Cypriniformes; Catostomidae
Product: mucin-2-like
Exons: 14
Coding region: 148-2631 (827 amino acids)
Biological process (GO): cell-cell junction assembly
Source: RefSeq, a predicted model, not a curated record